AUAAUUGAAGUUGAUUUCAAGAGACUGUUUAAAUUAAUUUUAUAGUACUACCUGCAUAAAGCACGUAGCUCGUAAACCAAAAAUACUUAAGUAAAUAUUAAAUAUUAAGAUAAGUAAGUAUCUUAAUUGACGUAGUCUGAUUAAAUAUUAUUAUAGUAUUUAAGUUUUUUAUAUAAUACAUCUUUCCAUUAGGAUAUAAUUAUUUCAACUAAUUUAAAAACAACUAGAAAUCAUUAUCAUUAAGAGUCAUUUGAUUUGCAGUUAUAUAAAUAACCAUGGACAUUGGCGGUAGAGGAAACGACAACAACUCUAGGGAAAAUGUAUUCCUGGAAGAAGAUAUUAAAUUUAAAGAUCCAUUCGCACUUUUCGAAGAAUGGUUCACUUUGGUCAAAAACGACCCUAGAACUUUUGAACCAAAUGCGAUGUGUUUAUCAACAGUCAACAAGGAUGGUUAUCCUUCAGCCAGAUUCGUUCUUUUAAAGGGCUACAACAAUGACGGAUUCAGAUUUUUCACUCACUACACCAGCAGGAAAGGACAAGAAAUGGCGGAAAACCCCAAUGUGGCUCUUACAUUCUACUGGGAACAUUUUCGCAGAUCUGUGAGGAUUGAAGGUGUUGCAGAAAGGUUGCCUUUUUCAGAGGCAGAUAAUUAUUUCAAGACAAGACCUUAUCAAAGUCAAAUUGGUGCUUUAGUAAGUGACCAAAGUAAACCAAUUGAAAGCAGAGAUGUUAUGACUGAGAAAAAGAAGACUUUGAUGGAAAAAUACAAAGGGGAGGCACCUAGACCUCCACUGUGGGGUGGCUACAACGUGAGACCUCACACAAUAGAAUUCUGGCAAAGUCAAACUGACAAGUUACAUGAUAGAAUUAGGUUUCAGUUGAAAGAAAAGAACCUAGAUGAUAAAUAUGUAAAUGAGGGCGAAAAUGGUUGGGUAUAUCAGAGAUUAGCGCCGUAAAUAAAACAAUAAUUUCAUUGCAA
Molecule: messenger RNA, 979 nt
Organism: Aethina tumida (small hive beetle)
Lineage: Eukaryota; Metazoa; Arthropoda; Insecta; Coleoptera; Nitidulidae
Product: pyridoxine/pyridoxamine 5'-phosphate oxidase
Exons: 5
Coding region: 276-956 (226 amino acids)
Biological process (GO): pyridoxal 5'-phosphate biosynthetic process; pyridoxine biosynthetic process
Molecular function (GO): FMN binding; pyridoxamine phosphate oxidase activity
Source: RefSeq, a predicted model, not a curated record